This is a messenger RNA of Verruconis gallopava, 1179 nucleotides long. RefSeq lists its product as uncharacterized. Bases 472 to 924 code for a protein of 150 amino acids. The record is from RefSeq and is a predicted model, not a curated record. The transcript has a single exon. Lineage: Eukaryota; Fungi; Ascomycota; Dothideomycetes; Venturiales; Sympoventuriaceae.
ACCAGCACCAGCACCAGGAACUGGCACCGGCACCCGCAUCGGACUCUGGCAUUAUUCGACACGCUUGACAUGGACGCCCGACCGGCAUGGCCACGGCCACCGGCGUCGGCACCAGCUCGGACGCUGUCGUCUGGCACCCGUCUCAUCACUCCAUCACUCCAUCACUCCUCUCGUCCGAUCCAGCCGAUCCAUCCGCACACAAUCGCUCGCAAAACACUCCUCCGCGGUACGGAAAAACGGGCACGAUGUGAAAGCCUGACGAACGGGCGCAACGUCCACUAGCGCUGCUUGCACACUGCGCUCCCACCAUGCCUCCGUCUUUGGCUGCCUUUACCUGCUGCCCGCUUCCUCCUCCGCAUCCUCCUUCCUUUUUCAUUCUUCGUCUUCUCUCCUACAGCUUCUUCUUUCUCCCAUCAUGCCCGUGCUCGUAUCCUCUUUUGCCUGACAACAUGUAACCCGCCCAAUGGCUCUAUGCUCUUCACCCCGUCUUGCGCAACCCUCGCUCUCUGGACUCCCUCCCGGAUCUGUCUUGAUGAUCAGGAAAAGUGGUCUUGUUUAUGUCCUUCCAGUUUGGUGGUUCACCAUAUUUUCUUUCUUUCGCCGUCCGCUUGCCUUGAAUCUCUUUUUUUCUUUUCUUUUCUUUUUUCUUUCCUUGUUUUUCUUUUCUUUUUUUUGAAAAAAAAGAAAAAAAAUCUUUCUUCUUUCUUCUCCUCUCCGUCCUCUGCUUCUUCGUCGUCUUUAACAUGUUCAUUUGCCUUGACCUUUCCCCUCUUCCGCUGCACACGCCCUACCCGUGGCUUUUCACGCCACUUGUCCCUCGCUGGACGGAUGGUCCCAAGACUGUAUCGCCCUUCCCUCGUCCCCCCCCCUCCAAAUUCCAAAUUUUUACUACAGGGAGCACUUGCGAGCGGGCCAUGCCAGUAGCGACCACGAGCGAGCGCUAGUGCAGUCAUCUUUGGCGCUUUUGAGUUCUCCGCCAAACACCAAGCCACAGUAACAGUGGUAACCUUAGCUGUAGUUGCAGAAUGCCAACCCCGUCAAUCCAUCGCCGAGCCGGUUCCCCUUGUCGCUGAUUCCUUCCAUCUCUGACCCUCGUCCAUUCGCCAACUGCGCCCGUGUUCCGCGCGCAUCCAGUCUCGCUUCAUCUUGAGCCAAGAUAGCCAGUUUUGCGCCUCUGAG